AUCCCACCGGCAAUGACGCCCCGCCCCGUUUUCUGACUUGGCCGCGCCAUCGCCCUGGCAACCGGAGCGCGGCUGCGUGUCGGGCGGCGCGAGGAGAAAGGGGAAACACUGAGAUCCCGCCUCCUCUCCGGCCCGGAGUCAGUGGCUGGGGGAGCUGUCAAUCAGAGGGAGGAGGACGAAGGCAGGCUCGUGGUUUGGCCCUGGUCGUGGUGAAGGAAGGAAGCGAUGUCUGCCAGCGGGAGCCCAGUGAACAGCAGAUUGCCCAGCCUAACUCUGCCCAAGAAGUCCGAAAGCGAGCUUUUGAUCCCAUUUGCAGUGGAUGAGGUCCUUCUGAACAGCAGUCUCAUCCAGCACCUGACGUUUGCUGCUAAGGAUGCUGCUCUUCUUCAGGGAGUUCUCAUGAGGACAAAAGAGGAUCCAGCCAGCAGUGAGACAAUCUGCUAUGCUCCCUUCAGUCUGUUCCCAUCGCCGGUACCUACGAAGCUGUUCACUCAGGCGUUUGAGGUCCAGCAAGACUUCAACGUGCUGGUUGAUAAAAUCAGCAUGGAUUCCAAAUUCCUAAGAAGAGCACUAGCAAGCACCAUAGAAGCAGAUGAAUUUACAGCUCGGCUUUUCGACAUCUACAAUCAGGUACUUCAAGAAGGAAUUACCCAGCCAAUUAUCUUGGGUAUAAACAGAUCAGACUACAUGUUUGACAAACAACGUGGUCAAGCUGUCACCUUGAAACAGAUUGAGAUUAACACCAUUUCUGCCGGCUUUGCAGGGCUAGCUGGCAAGAUUCCUGAAGUGUAUCGGCAUGUAAUGAACGUCUGGGGGAAACCGCAGGAGGCAGCAAAGAUUCAGAGUAACGAAGCAGCGAAAGGAAUUUGCAAAGGAUUUGCAAAAGCCUGGCAGUUGUAUGGAUCAUCGGAGGCAGUGGUUCUUUUCCUGGUUGAAAGAGUCUCAAUGAAUAUCUUUGAUCAGCGCUGCUUAGAAAUGGAGCUUUGGAAUAAAAAUAUUCGUGUAAUACGGAGGCAAUUGAUGGAAAUAUAUGAGAGAGGGAGUCUGGAUGAAGAGAAAAGACUUCACAUAGAUGGCUAUGAAGUUGCAAUAGCCUAUUUUCGAACCGGAUACAGUCCAGAUGAUUACCACAGUGAAGAGUGCUGGUUGGCACGACUGAUGAUCGAGCGUUCGUUGGCAAUUAAAUGCCCAGAUAUUGCCACCCACCUUGUGGGAACCAAGAAGAUACAGCAGGAGUUGGUGCGUGCUGGAGUCCUCGAGCGCUACCUGUCCGAGUCCCCAGAAGCCAUCAAACGAAUCCGUGCCACUUUCGUGGGCCUGUACAGCAUCGAUAAGGGUCGUGAGGGUGAUGAAAUAAUAGCAAAAGCAUUGGAGGAUCCAGAAUCUUACGUGCUGAAACCACAGCGAGAAGGAGGAGGUAACAACAUUUUCAGUGAAGAGCUGAAGCAGGUUCUGUUGAGUAUUAAAGACGGAUCAAAGCGAUCAGCCUAUAUCCUGAUGGACCGGAUCAGACCACAGGCAGUGAAGAAUUACCUGCUGCAGUCUGGCGCGGCUGUGGAACUGAAGGAGUGUAUAGUUGAAUUGGGAAUGUUCGGUGUCUACAUCAGGAAUUGUAAUAAGAUGGUUAUGAAUGUAUGCCCCGGGUACUUGCUUCGCACAAAGAGCACAGAGUUUGCGGAUGGAGGGGUGGCUGCAGGAGUGGCAGUUCUCGACACGCCGUACUUCAUCUGAACCACAGGUGUCCUGAAGUGUGUGUGCAGACUGCUGUGGAAAUUCAGCAAGGACUUUUCCACCCUCCCUGCUGGGUGGAAGGAGGGCAGAGGUGAUGAUGGCCCUUCAACUAAUAAUUUACUGAAGGAUUCAGAAUCUUAAUUUUAAAUAAAAUGGACCAAUCAAAUCGAUACAAUUCAGAACAGCUGGGCAGCACAGUAGCAUAAUGAUUAGCCUAAUACCUUUACAGUGCCAGCAAGCCGUGUUCAAUUCCCGCCACUGUCUGGAAGCAGUUUAUAUGUUCUCCCUGGGAUCAUGUGGGCUUCUCCCAGUUUUCUCCCUCAUUCCAAAGACGUACAGGUUAGCGGGUUAAUUACUCAUACAGGUGUAAUUAGACAGCGUGCGCUCAUAGGGCCUGUUACCGUACUGUAUCUCUAAAACACUGAAGUAAAGAGUAAGAUGUCUUUGGUUGUUAACGGGGUUGACAGUGUCUGAAAAAAUGAAAUGUUACUCAGGCAGCAUUGAUAAUUGCUAGUUAUUAUCCCCAGGUAUGUCACUGGGAUUUCCACAGUUUGCAACACACACACAAUGCUGGAGGAACUCAGCAGGUCAGGCAGCAUCAAGAUUAACAAGGUGGAGAGAGAGGGAUGAUGGCAUGAACAUUGAUUUCUCUAACUUCAGGUAAUUUUUCCCCUCCCACUUCUCUUUUUUUCCAUUCCCCAUUCUGGUUCCUCUCUCACCCCUUCUGUUUUCCUCAUCUGCCCAUGACUUCCCUCUGGUUACCCUCUUCCUUCCCUUUCUCCCAUAGUCCAGUGCCCUCUCGUAUCAGAUUCCUUUUUCUUUAACCUUUCACCUCUCAGCUGAUACUCCUUCACCCCCCCCCCACCCCCCCACACACAGACAUAGACAUUUUCUUAUUCUGGCUUCUUCCCCCUUUCCAGUCCUGAUGAAGGUCUCAGCCCAAAACGUUGACUAUUUCAAUUCCAUAGAUGCUGCCUGACCUGAUGAGUUCCUGCAGCAUUUUGUGUGUGUGCUGAUUUACCAUUGCCUUUUCCUUCUAACGCCUUCCGCUAUUCCUGCAAGGAAAUAGCAGCUUUUAAUUUGCAAUUUGUUGAUAAUAUUGUGUGUGGCCAAUGGCACUGACACCUCUGUGUGCUCUAUAACAUAGCCUACCCUCAGAUUAGUUUUGUUUUUCAAUAAGUUUAUCUUCCCUGCCUAACCUAACCAAAUAUUUUGACCAUAUCCAUAACCUGGUUACCAAUCUCAAAGGGAUCAUUCAGACUGCUGGAGGAACACAGGUCAGGCAGCAUAUGUGGAGAGUGCGAGUUCUUGCCCCGAAAUACUAACUCGUUAUUCUUCUCUAUAGAUGCUGUCUGACCUGCUGCGUUCCUCCAGUAUUUUGUGUGUUUUACUCUGGAUUUUCAGCAUCUAUUGAUUCUCUGGUGUUGAAGGAGUUCAUUUAUUUUUUUAUGUAAAACAUGAUUUUAAAAUGAAUCGCAUUGAAGUGUAUUAUUAGAUAAGCAGGAUUUAGCAACUAUGUAUGUAGACUUACAGAACACGAGCCUUUUAAAUUUAAAGCAAUUGACCCUUUCAGAAUUGUACACCUAACUAAUUGAUGUGGGUUACUACAUGGAUCUUAAUACCAUGAUGUGCUUCACUUAGCUAUUAUACAUACCCUCUGUACUGGAGUGCAUAAAGGGUUGAAGCUGCAUCUGAAGGUCUGGAGCUUAGUGAAAGAGCAAUGCAGGUCUAUGAAAAGGAAAGUAACUUGUACAAAAGACUACCUAAUGUUCACCUGCCAACUUGGUAACCAGUUACUUCAAUGUUGGUUAAUUCUAUUUGCUUUUUGUGCUCCAAGCCACCUCACUUAUUUUAAGAAAUGGUAGUGAAGCAGUUAGCAUCUUUGUCCCACAGCUCCAGUCUCAUUCUUGGCAUCUUAAAUGCUUUUUGGCAGUUGACUUUUAAACAACCCUUCCUAUUUCAGACCAAACUCCUGAAGAUAUUGAAAUGUAACUAUGGAUACCUCCAAUAACAAAAACAGACCAUUCUGCCCAACUAAUUGAGCUUAAAUCUUAACUAUUAUUUUCCUUCAAAAUUGUUUCUAGAUUUUUAACACUUAUUUUUCUUGUUAUUGUUAAUGUUAUUGGCAGCCUGAGAUUUUGUUCUGCUGGCACAAGCAGCCUUCACUUGUGACUAGGUACUCUGAUAAGAUAUUGCAUUGAAACUGACUCUAAUCUCCUAUGGCAGAUGUCUUCCUGAAAAGCAGAUCAAUUGUGGCUCUUCAAUGCUAGAUUAGCCAGCACACUGGCUGAUUUAGGGGCUGCUUUUCUAGUCUGAACAAUAAAGGAAACUUAGUUGAUCUUUUCAGUAUACAUAGAAUUGAAAUGGUUUAAUUUUUUUGGAGUGUGGUUCUCAAAUUUACCUAAAUUUACUGUACUGUGAUCUGAUUACCUGGAUUCUCUGUAAUAGACUAAUGUCCUGUGUACAAGUGUACUUGUGUUCUGACCACCAUUAUGAUUCAUCUAAAUUUAUUAUUUAA
Molecule: messenger RNA, 4249 nt
Organism: Mobula hypostoma (lesser devil ray)
Lineage: Eukaryota; Metazoa; Chordata; Chondrichthyes; Myliobatiformes; Myliobatidae
Gene: gss
Product: glutathione synthetase
Exons: 13
Coding region: 226-1731 (501 amino acids)
Biological process (GO): glutathione biosynthetic process
Cellular component (GO): cytosol
Molecular function (GO): ATP binding; glutathione synthase activity; glutathione binding
Source: RefSeq, a predicted model, not a curated record